This is a messenger RNA of Petromyzon marinus (sea lamprey), 1230 nucleotides long. RefSeq names its product protein FAM228B. The record is from RefSeq and is a predicted model, not a curated record. Lineage: Eukaryota; Metazoa; Chordata; Hyperoartia; Petromyzontiformes; Petromyzontidae.
ACGCACGUACACACACACGCACACACACACGCACAUACACACACACGCACACACAUACACACACGUACAUACACACACGCACAUACACACACACAGCAGAGUGUCUCGGUUUCUCAAACACUGCCAUGGCAACCGGAGUGAGAGAGUCUCGCAGCUCGCUUCUCCCACCCCUGUGCCGGAGAAGGGAGACUGGAACUCUGCAUCGCCUCAGACCUCGCUGCGUCAUGGCACAGGGGCACGGGGACUCGGGGAGACCUGUCCUCCACGCGUGGCGACCCGGGUUUGGAGUCAAACCGGUGGCGCGCAGCUCGGCGGGAGGCGGCGCUGCGAGGUUGGGUGAGACCGCGUCGCCGUGGCUGUCGGCACGCUCCGUCAGCCUCCUGCAGGAGCGAGCGAGCGUGGACACGAGACGGAGCAGAGCCACCACUCAGCCCUUGCUGGAUUCGGAGGAGGAAUUCGCGCGUCAGGUGCGCGCUUACCUGGCGCACGAGGAGGUGAUGCGAGUGCGGCGCGCGGAGCUGAGCUUGGCGCGCUGGGAGGAGCGCGCGCAGCGGGAGAUGAGCGCGGGGCCCGGAGCUCAGCGGGAGCCCGGGCCGAGGCUGAGCGCGCAGCGGGAGCUGCACGCGCGCUACUUGGCGCACGUGGGCGAGAAGGGCUUCGUGUUCCUGGACUCGUUUGACCCCUGGGAGUACGACCCCUUUGCUCUGUCUCCGCGGGGACGGGCCCUGAAACAGAGAUUUACAAGCGCGUGCCCGAGGCUGGGCCACGCGAGGCGCGGGGCCACGUGCAGCACCUGAGCCCCCACCAGCACGCACCUGAGCCCCCACCAGCACGAACCUGAAGCUCCCACCAGCACGCAUCUGAGCCCCCACCAGCACGCACCUGAGCCCCCACCAGCAUGCACCUGAGCCCACACCAGCACGCACCUGAACUCCCACCAGCACGCACCUGAGCCCCCACCAGCACGCACCUGAGCCCCCACCAGCACGCACCUGAGCCCCCACCAGCAUGUACCUGAGCCCCCACCAGCACGCACCUGAGCUCCCACCAGCAUGUACCUGAACUCCCACCAGCAUGCACCUGAGCCCCCACCAGCAUGCACCUGCACGCACCUCCCAAACCCACAUGCACAUCCACAGAGCUGCACACCUAUCCCUACACAAAUACAAAGAUCCCCCGUGUAGUCUUUACAAACUGUAGGGGCAAGUGCUGUUAGCAAGCACCUAUGAA